Rhizopus microsporus ATCC 52813 is the source of this 2535-nucleotide messenger RNA. RefSeq lists its product as uncharacterized. The transcript has 2 exons. Gene Ontology annotation, molecular function: ubiquitin protein ligase binding. Gene Ontology annotation, biological process: regulation of proteolysis; proteasome-mediated ubiquitin-dependent protein catabolic process. Gene Ontology annotation, cellular component: cytoplasm. Bases 384 to 2381 code for a protein of 665 amino acids. The record is from RefSeq and is a predicted model, not a curated record. Lineage: Eukaryota; Fungi; Mucoromycota; Mucoromycetes; Mucorales; Rhizopodaceae.
AUUUCAUGUUUGAACGUCCUUUAAAGACACUUCAACAAUCUUUAUUUAAUGUGUUAGAAAAUGCCCAAGAUUAUGUUGCUGAUAUCUGCUUCGAAUACCCAUCUACAAAGAUAUGGGCACAUAAAGGUUAGACUCCAUUUACAUUUUUAUUCUUUUACUGACACGUACAUUAAGCUAUUUUAUUGGCUAGAGUGCCUUUAGCCUUUAGAGAAAAAUACCUGCCAGACUUGUUAACAUCAAAUACAAUAGAUAUCAGCCCGGUGAUACCUUAUACAACCCUUCGGCGACUACUCCGAUUCUGGUACACAGCAGAUUUUGACGCACCUCAUGACAUAUCCAUAAACUCGCCUUCUGCUAUUCAGUCUCAAGUGGUCUUGAAUAACAUGCGUCAAGAAAUACUACAGUUUGAAUCUCAGCUGGGUGUACCUCUUUUGCCUAAUCAUGAAGCAGAUCAGGAUAAAGAACAGUGGAUAUCCGACUUGAAGCGCAUGAUUGAUGAAAAACUCUGUACAGAUGUCGUAUUAAAUAUAUUUCAAGUGAAUAACCAACAAUCAACGCAACAGGAUUCAGAGAAAACACAACAUGCCUUUCCUGCCCAUCGUUUCAUUCUGGCCAGUCAAUCCAGUUACUUCUACUCAGUCUUUUGCACAGAAUUUCGAGAAGCAUCUACCUCUUCUGUUCAUUUACCUUCUGAUCUAUUCUCACCUACCACUUUACAAGUCAUUCUCUAUUACUUUUAUACCGACAAGCUUAUUCUACCCCCUCUCACUUCCAGCACGCACAAUAAACAGCUAACUCGGUUAAACGAAAAGAAACAUGAAUUACGUAUCCUUCAGAAAGUGUUUGCCGCAGCUGAUUACCUCGGUCAUUACAACACCAUCUGCUUGGCCGUUCUGGUAAGAAUGCAAACCCUCUGUCAUCAGUUCAAAUGCGUCUGUCAAGACUGUGCUCCCCUCUUACCCUUUAUGCUUUUAUUUGCUGAUAAACAAGAAAAGUAUCUGGCAAAUCUCAAAUCUCAUCUGAUCACACUCUAUUCAGAUCCACUUGAAUCACUUGCUCCUCUGUGGUCACAAAAGCCAUUUGCGAUCCUUGUUCAGACAAACAAACCAUUUGUUCAAGAAAUUGCUGACACUACUUCUGCUAAUAUAACCAAGCAUAACGCUGUCCGUGUGUUGCACUCACUUCAUCUCUGUCUUUCAGCCCUUCGAGGUGCAGAUCCAAUUCCUACCUGGUCACAACCUCUGCUCAACAUCCUCCAUACCUUUUUACAUCAGACAAUCGAUAUGAUUUCCAACCACUUUGAAUACUAUUGCGUCGAGUAUCCUAUUUUACUCUCUUGCGUCGAUGGUAUCGGUUUCGGUUUCUCGGUCGAUUUUCUUGAAUUCGUCCUCGCCAAGGUCUUGACCGACGGUAUUCAUGACGGAAACGCUGCCUCACUUUACCAAGGUAUCGUCCGUGAUCUCGGUGGAAGACAAGAGAUGGUCAAGAAUGUUGCCGUAGAUGGUGUCCUGACCGAGGCAAGGGCCAAAUGUGCUCAGUACAUUGCUAAACGAUGGAUGAUGAUCAAGGCCGAGGGUGGUUUUCAAAUGAUUGAAAAGGAAGUCUUGAAAGAGUUGGCUGAUGACAUCAAUGUGCCCUGUCGUAACUUGACAAAACCAAUGGAGAAUGACUUUUCGACCAUCUUUAGCUUUAAACCCAAAAAAGCGUCCACGACACAACCUGUCAAUGUGAUACCGGCCAAAGCAACUGUUGAGCAGCAGCAGCCUGCGCUUAAACGGCUAUCGACUCAGACCCAGGAAAUAGAAGGAAACAAACCAUCUCGGGAAGGAGGUCGCUUGAGAUCUCUCUCCGCCUCAAAUACAGCCACACCUUCCAUCCUUCGAAAAUCUCAAGAACCUGACGAAGAUACCAGCAAGACACCCUUUCAGCGGACCAAGCGUCAAGGGUCUCACUCGUCCCUUACAGAGGCUCUCUUGCCUAUCGACAAGGACGUCUUGACGACCGAAUCCUCCGCGCCGUCUGCACCCCGACAAACUCGCUUAAAGUUUGCAUUGCCUGAUACCCCUACGCGUCCUCACCGUGCGACGAUGCAACAGCAAAAGAAACGCACUAAAUCGCCCAAGAGCCGAUCGAGAUGGUCGCUCGGGUAUAAUACCAGUGAUAGCAGUGAUGAUGAAGCAACGGCCACCAUUGUGCCCGAAAUUGGACAAAAGGUCGAAUUGCUUCGUAGACCGUUGCCGACGUUGGGUACGAUCAAGUAUAUUGGUAUGGUCGAGUUUUCAAAAGGAACUUGGGUUGGAAUCGAACUCGAGUCUAGAGGUAAAAUAAGAUUCCCAAUUGUAUAUCCUCCUAACUUUUUUUUUUUAAUUAGUGGGGAAUAAUGAUGGGUCAGUUAAUGGUACGCGAUACUUUCAAACUUUCCCUCAACGCGGCGUCUUUGUCAGAUUGGAUGAUUUCAAAAUCAUUUCACCUACGUCUGAAAAGAAAUAAUGAUACUAUAUGAUAAUAAUAAUAAAUUGACGUCUGUGUAUAUUU